Messenger RNA from Equus quagga, 4089 nucleotides. It is a transcript of the gene ZNF319, whose product is annotated as zinc finger protein 319. The record is from RefSeq and is a predicted model, not a curated record. The coding region runs from base 481 to 2238 and encodes 585 amino acids. The transcript is spliced from 3 exons. NCBI's taxonomy places the organism in Eukaryota, Metazoa, Chordata, Mammalia, Perissodactyla, Equidae.
CGCCGCUACGCGAGGCCGGGGAUUGGCAGCGCGCGUAGGCCGCGCCGCCGCCGAUGGAGCCGGAAUAAAGGGGCGGCAGAGAGAGCAGCCGGUCGCCGCUCGCCCCGCGCCCGACCCCGCGGGCGGCCUGGAGCAGGCAGAGGAGCCCGGAACCUGAAAGCGGGUUGCAUCUGAUUCUGAAAGUUCCUCCCUCUCACUGUCAUUACCUUAUGCUGCCACAAAGUGAACCAGUCCUCGGGGAAGGCAGAGGCUCCCUGGCAUUGCUGGCACCCUGCCUCGAAGAACCCCCCCAUCCUGUAGGCAGAGCCUUGUAGUCCGUCUUGGUUAAUGACUUGCGCCGUCUGACCAGUCCCUCUUCUGUGCCUUGUCCGAGGUCCUUCUCCAUACCUGAUCCUGGGCAACUUCUCUCUCUGGGUUGGGUCACCUUAAGCAGGGAAACUGAAGCCAUUACUCUCCAAACCCUGUUUCAUCUUCCCAAGCAUGUCGGAAAGCUGGCAGCAGCCGCCACAGACGCAGCCGCAGCAGCCUCAGCCACCACAGCCUCAGCACCACGCAGAGCCACCACCGGCCCUGGCCGAGCACACACUGCCCCCGGGCACAGCUGAGAACCCGCUGGGCUGUGCGGUCUAUGGCAUCCUCCUGCAGCCCGACCCGGGCCUGCAGCCCCCCCAGCACGCGCCCCUGCAGGCAGCAGGCGAGCCAGGCCCGAAGUGUGGUGUGUGUGGUCAUGACCUGGCACACCUGUCCAGCCCACAUGAGCACCAGUGCCUGGCAGGCCACGACCGCUCAUUCCAGUGCACGCAGUGUCUCAAGAUCUUCCACCAGGCCACUGACCUGCUGGAGCACCAGUGCGUGCAGGCCGAACAGAAGCCUUUUGUCUGUGGGGUCUGCAAGAUGGGCUUCUCGCUGCUCACCUCGCUGGCGCAGCACCACAGCGCGCACAGUGGCACCGGUGGCCUCGUGAAAUGUUCCAUCUGUGAGAAGACCUACAAGCCCGCCGAGGCGGCUGAGCCAGCGGCCACUGCUGCCCCCUCGCUGCCCCAAGCUGCCCCUCCACCUGCGGUCGCUCCUGCUGAACAGGCCGACAAACCCUACAGCUGCCCCAUCUGCCAGAAGCCCUUCAAGCACCUGUCGGAGCUCUCGCGGCACGAGCGGAUCCACACCGGGGAGAAGCCAUACAAGUGCACACUGUGUGACAAGAGCUUCAGCCAGUCCUCGCACCUGGUACACCACAAGCGCACGCACAGCUCGGAGCGGCCCUACAAGUGCGCGGUCUGCGAGAAGACCUUCAAGCACCGCUCCCACCUGGUGCGCCACAUGUACGCGCACUCGGGCGAGCACCACCUGUUCCGCUGCAACGUGUGCGAGUUGCACUUCAAGGAGUCGUCAGAGCUGCUGCAGCACCCGUGCACGCCCAGCGGGGAGCGGCCCUUCCGCUGUGGGGAGUGCCAGAAGGCCUUCAAGCGGCCGUCGGACCUGCGGCAGCACGAGCGCACGCACAGCGCCGAGCGGCCCUUCAAGUGCGACCUGUGCCCCAUGGGCUUCAAGCAGCAGUACGCGCUCAUGCGGCACCGGCGCACGCACAAGACCGAGGAGCCCUUCAAGUGCGGCCUGUGCGAGAAGGGCUUCGGGCAGCCCAGCCACCUGCUCUACCACCAGCACGUGCACACCCUCGAGACCCUCUUCAAGUGCCCCGUGUGCCAGAAGGGCUUCGACCAGUCGGCCGAGCUGCUGCGGCACAAGUGCCUGCCGGGCGCGGCCGAGCGGCCCUUCAAGUGCCCGGUGUGCAACAAGGCCUACAAGCGGGCGUCGGCGCUGCAGAAGCACCAGCUGGCGCACUGCUCCGCGGCCGAGAAGCCGCUGCGCUGCACGCUGUGCGAGCGCCGCUUCUUCUCAUCCUCGGAGUUUGUGCAGCACCGCUGCGACCCAGCCCGCGAGAAGCCCCUCAAGUGCCCGGACUGCGAGAAGCGCUUUAAGUACGCGUCAGACCUGCAGCGGCACCGGCGGGUGCACACGGGCGAGAAGCCCUACAAGUGCCCCAACUGUGACAAGGCCUUCAAGCAGCGGGAGCAUCUCAACAAGCACCAGGGGGUGCACGCCCGGGAGCAGCAGUUCAAGUGUGUGUGGUGCGGUGAGCGCUUCCUGGACGUGGCCCUGCUGCAGGAGCACAGCGCGCAGCAUAGCGCGGCGGCUGCAGCUGCCGAGGGCGCCUACCAGGUAGCCGCCUGCCUGCCCUGAGUCCCGCCAUGCCCCCCACCAGGCCCAGGCCAGCCCAGCCUCCUCACGCCCAGCCCUCUAUCCAGCUGGGUGUUCUCAGGCCCAGGGCAGGAGGAUGAAAGGGCACCGGGCAGGUGGAGGGUGUGGGUGCCUGGCACUCCUGGUACCGGCCUGGAGGUGGGGGGAGUCUGGUUGCUGUGACUGGUCCUGAUUCCACAAACCUCUUUUCCAUUACAGGAUUCGCUUUCUUGAGAGCCGUCAGCCUCCCUUGUCUCAGGGGGGCCUGGAGCCAGGCUGGAAGUCAAGUGGCCUCUCUCUGCCCCCAGGAGGGGGUGGUACCAGCCUAAGCUUCCCCAGCCUUGCCUAAUUAGAAACCAGAUAGGUUAGGAAAGAGGAUGGUCAUGGUGGGGCCUGGGAGAAGGGCUGGACCCCAGAGGUGGGCUGGAUGUAGGGCAUCCCCCUUCGAGUUGCUGUUUGAGUAAGAAGGCCAGCUUUGUGAUGUGGUCCUGGGGACCAGGAGGGCAGACUGUGGGCCACAGGCCUCGCUGCUCCAGCCGGGGGCGAUGCUUUCUCUGUUUCUGACAGGUGAGGCAUAUAGGAGGGCUGUACAUCCAUGGGCUGGAUCUGCCUGGAGAGCUGUUGGCCCAGCCGGAGGAAGGAGACAGAGAGGUUCUCCUGUGACCACUCAGCCAGAGAGUGUGGUCCACAGGGAGAGGAGGAGAGGCGGCCUUUGCACUGAGUCGAAUCUCGCUGCUUGGGAAGGGCCCCUCUGCCUGUGCAGCAGGUGCCAACCUAGCUCUGGUUGGGAAUGUGCUGUCAGCCAGAUAGAACUGCUGAUGUGAAAGAAGGAGAUUGUUAGACCACCUGGUGCCUGGGAGGAAGCAGGGCUGAGCCCGUGAUCUUCCCAGUGGAUGCGAACACGUGUCCUCCCACUUGAAUUGUGUGAACCAAAGCGUCAAGGGCAUGGCCCCAGUCAGUUUGCCUCAGCCCUACUUCAGGGCCAAGGCCAGGCCUGGGUAGCGAGGGGCUGGGGGAGGUGACAGGACUCUGGGAAUGGCAUCUGACUGCACAGUGCCCUCCCAGCCCAUGGGAACCCUCCCCCAUCAGUCUGGCUGCUGGCCUGGACCCCAGGGGGCUUGCGCUGCCAAGAUGCUCUGUACAGCAUCCAGCUACGUCCAAGGCCAGAGCAUUCUCCCUUGGGUCUUCCUAGGGUCCCCCUAGGUCUCUGGCUGCCCACAGGGCUCGUGCAGCCAAGGAUGUCCAGGGCUUAGGGAGCAGGCAGGGAAAGAGGGUUGUUAAGGAAACCAGUAGGUAGCUGCAGUCGACUGAUCUCACUGGACGGCAGGGGCCCUCAGGAAGCCCAGAGGACCUUUAUUAUCAAAGAGAUGAUUUUGAACCCAGCUGUGCCCCUGCCAUCUCCCAGCCCCCUCCCCUGGUCGUGGGUCUUAAAAGAUGACUUUGAUCAGUGCAUGCACCCAGGGCCCAGAGGAAUAGGAGACCCGCCUGGUCCCACUCUCAGCUAAGUCUAAACAGCCCACGUGGGCCGCCUCUGUCUGCCUGGGUCCCCUUCCUGUGCCUGCAGAGAGGGGCUGGGGCUCCCCUGGGUGCUGGCUUUCAGUCACAAUGCCUCAAAAGACGGGGAACCCAGGCUGACAACAGUCUCAACGGCUAAUUUUUUCCUUUCAUUUUGCUUUCUAAAAGCAGUUGUUAUACUAUUCAUAACAUUGUAUAGUUUAAUUUCAUGUCAUUUUGGAUCUUCUAUAAAAAUGUGAGAAUCUGGAUUUUUAAAAAGAAUGACUCCAUUUUAGAUAGCCCCUUUUGAUGUUAAUAUAUAGUGAGUCCAAUGUAUGCUUUAGAAGUAAAGACAUUGAC